GGACCGCCCUUAUAGUAGCCUCUCUCUUUGCUACCAUCGCUAGUCCUCUGUAUAUAGGUGUCAAUGAUCUUUCCUCAUUUUCGACAUUGCUAGAACGAGAGAACACAGAGCUGAACCAACCCUACAGAAAGAAAGACAUAACACUUGGGUUUUGGUGGGUUUUUGCAGUUGUUGCAGCAUCGUUCUUUGGUACUUCUGUCCACAAGGAUUACAAAUCGUACAUAUAGUAAAUUUCUGAAAAAAAAUACAAAAUAUUUCUGGGUUUUGGCUGUUUUAGCAGCAGCAUUAAUCUUUUGUUGAGGGUCUAAUAAUGGACGCCUCUGGUGAUAUCUACAAGGCCAGUCGUAGUUUACGUGGUAGUUUACGAGGUAGUUUACGAUUACGCAGUUCGUCGGGAUGGAGGAAUAAUGAUAUGGAUGUUUUCUCCAAGUCUUCACGAGAAGAAGAUGACGAAGAAGCUCUUAAAUGGGCUGCCCUCGAAAAACUUCCAACGUUUGAUCGCCUAAGAAAAGGUAUACUAACUACUUCGAAAGGUGAGGCCAGUGAAGUUAAUAUACAGAAUCUUGGAUUUGAAGAAAGGAAGAAAUUGCUCGAGAGGUUGGUGAAAUUAUCCGAAGAGGAUAAUGAAAACUUCCUGUUGAAGAUCAGGAAUCGGAUAGAUAGAGUUGGGAUCGCUCUUCCAGCAAUCGAAGUCCGAUUUGAGAAAGUUAAUAUCGAUGCAGAAGUUUAUGUAGGAAGCAGAGCUUUGCCUUCAUUCUUUAACUUCUGUAUCAGUAUCGUAGAGGGAUUUUUGAAUUUUGCCCAUAUUUUAUCAAAUCAGAAGAAACACUUGUCUAUCCUUAAAGAUGCUAGUGGAGUGAUCAAGCCUAGGAGAAUGACUUUGCUAUUGGGUCCUCCAAGUUCCGGGAAGACAACACUGUUAUUGGCUUUGGCUGGAAAGCUUGACCCAGAUCUGAAGUUCUCUGGGAGGGUGACUUAUAAUGGCCAUGACAUGAAUGAGUUCGUGCCUCAAAGAACUGCAGCCUAUAUCAGUCAAUUUGAUCUCCAUAUUGGAGAAAUGACUGUAAGGGAAACCUUGGCCUUCUCAGCAAGGUGCCAAGGGAUCGGAUCACGCUAUGAUAUGCUAGCAGAGUUGUCUAGAAGAGAAAAAGAGGCAAAUAUCAAACCUGAUCAAGAUGUUGAUAUCUACAUGAAGGCAGCAACAACUGAAGGCCAAGAGGCUGAUGUGGUGACAGAUUAUAUAUUGAAGGUUUUGGGUUUAGAAGUGUGUGCUGAUACCAUGGUUGGAGAUGAAAUGUUGAGGGGUAUUUCUGGAGGACAAAGAAAGCGUGUCACGACAGGGGAAAUGAUGGUUGGACCAGCAAAGGCAUUGUUUAUGGACGAAAUAUCUACAGGAUUGGACAGCUCGACAACUUUCCAAAUUGUGAAUUCGCUCAGGCAAUAUGUUCAUAUUCUCGAUGGAACAGCAGUCAUUUCUCUCCUGCAGCCUGCACCAGAGACAUACAAUCUUUUCGAUGAUAUCAUUCUCCUCUCAGAUGGCUACAUUGUGUACCAGGGACCCCGUGAAAACGUUCUCGAGUUUUUUGAAUCCAUGGGCUUUAAAUGUCCUGACAGGAAAGGUGUGGCUGACUUUCUGCAAGAGGUGACGUCAAGGAAAGAUCAAGAGCAGUAUUGGGCACGCAAAGAUGAGCCUUACAGUUUUGUCACGACCCAGGAAUUUGCCGAGGCAUUCCAAUCAUUCCAUGUGGGAAGAAGUAUAGGAGAUGAACUUUCAACUCCAUAUGACAAGACAAAAAGUCACCCAGCUGCAUUGACCACCAAAAAGUACGGUGUUAGUAAGAAGGAGCUAUUAAAAGCUUCCUUUUCAAGAGAGUACUUGCUGAUGAAAAGAAAUUCGUUUGUUUAUGCCUUCAAGUUAACACAACUUUUCAUUAUGGGACUGAUUGCAAUGACACUUUUCCUACGGACGAAAAUGCCACGCGAUGAUGCAUCCGAUGGAGGAAUUUACACUGGUGCUUUGUUCUUCACUGUGAUUAUGAUUAUGUUUAAUGGAAUGGCAGAGUUGUCUCUGACCAUUAUAAAGCUUCCUGUCUUUUACAAGCAAAGGGACCUCCUCUUCUAUCCCUCAUGGGUGUAUGCUAUUCCUCAAUGGAUCCUCAAAAUCCCAAUAACAUUUUUAGAAGUUGCUGUUUGGGUAUUCAUGACCUACUAUGUUAUUGGAUUUGAUCCGAAUGUCGGAAGGUUGUUUAAGCAAUACCUGCUGCUAGUACUUGUAAACCAAAUGGCCUCUGCACUAUUCCGAUUCAUUGCAGCAAUGGGGAGGAACAUGAUUGUUGCUAAUACCUUUGGGUCAUUUGCAUUGCUCUUGCUUUUUGCCUUGGGUGGCUUUAUCCUCGUCAGAGAGGAUAUAAAGAAAUGGUGGAUAUGGGGUUACUGGAUAUCACCUUUGAUGUAUGGGCAAAAUGCAAUAGUAGUUAACGAGUUCCUGGGAAACAAUUGGAAAAAAGUUCUCCCAAACACAGCCGAAGCACUGGGAGUUACAGUGCUGAAGAGUCGUGGGUUCUUCACCCACGCCUAUUGGUAUUGGAUUGGUGUAGGUGCAAGUGUUGGAUUCAUCUUCCUUUUCAACAUUGGUUUUAUCAUCGCUCUCUCUUAUCUUAACCCGUUUGGGAAGUCACAGUCUACAAAAUCAGACGAACCGGAAAGCAAUGAAGAGGGCAAGAGGACAGGGGGAGGCAUACAGUUAACACAGAGAGGAAACAGCUCAAGUCAGGGGGGAAGUACCUCAUCAGCAAUUGAGGCCAGUCGUAAUGGGAAAAGAGGAAUGGUCCUUCCAUUUGAACAACAUUCCAUCACUUUUGAUGAGAUUAUAUAUUCUGUUGACAUGCCACAGGAAAUGAAGGAGCAGGGUAUCCUUGAGGAUAAACUGGUGCUUCUAAAGGGUGUGAGCGGUGCUUUCAGGCCCGGUGUUCUCACAGCUUUGAUGGGUGUUAGUGGUGCUGGUAAAACAACACUGAUGGAUGUGCUGGCUGGUAGGAAAACUGGUGGAUAUAUAGAGGGGAACAUCACAAUUUCGGGUUACCCAAAGAAGCAAGAAACGUUUGCUCGAAUUUCUGGGUACUGUGAGCAAAAUGACAUUCAUUCUCCUCAUGUUACCGUGUACGAGUCCUUGGUCUAUUCUGCAUGGCUCCGCUUAUCCUCUGGGGUUGAUUCCGAAACAAGAAAGAUGUUCAUUGAGGAAGUCAUGGAGCUUGUGGAGCUGAACCCACUGAGGAAUGCACUUGUUGGGUUGCCUGGUGUAAAUGGUCUCUCUACCGAGCAGCGCAAGAGGCUCACUAUUGCAGUCGAGCUUGUGGCAAACCCCUCCAUAAUAUUCAUGGAUGAACCAACUUCAGGUCUAGAUGCAAGAGCUGCCGCAAUUGUCAUGAGAACAGUUAGGAACACAGUGGACACUGGAAGAACGGUUGUGUGCACAAUCCAUCAGCCAAGCAUUGACAUAUUUGAAGCUUUUGAUGAGCUUUUCCUAAUGAAGCGUGGAGGACAAGAGAUAUAUGUUGGGCCAUUGGGUCACCACUCUUGCCAUCUUAUCCAAUAUUUUGAGAGCACUGAAGGAGUCAAAAAAAUUACAGAUGGUUAUAAUCCAGCAACUUGGAUGUUGGAAGUUACAAGUCAAGGGGAAGAAAUUGCUUUGGGUGUAGAUUUUACUGAUGUGUAUAGAAACUCAGAACUAUAUAGGAGGAACAAAGCAAUGAUUAAGGAGUUGAGCAAACCUGCUCCUGGUUCAAAGGAUCUCUAUUUCCCAACACAAUUUUCGCAGUCUUUUUGGACUCAAUGCAUGGCUUGCCUAUGGAAACAACGCUUGUCCUAUUGGCGCAACCCACCAUAUACUGCUGUCAGAUUUCUCUUCACUGUAUUCAUAGCCUUGGCAUUUGGGACAAUGUUCUGGGACCUUGGCUCCAAGACGAAGAGGAUUCAAGAUUUAACUAAUGCCAUGGGUUCCAUGUAUGCUGCUGUUCUCUUCCUUGGCGUCCAAAAUGCUUCGUCUGUGCAACCUGUUGUGGCUAUUGAACGAACAGUCUUCUACAGAGAAAGAGCUGCUGGAAUGUAUUCUGCUUUGCCAUAUGCAUUUGGACAGGUUGCGAUUGAGAUCCCAUACGUUUUCAUGCAAUCUGCAGUAUAUGGCAUUAUAGUUUACGCAAUGAUUGGAUUUGAAUGGACUGCAGCCAAAUUCUUUUGGUACCUAUUUUUCAUGUUUUUCACAUUGCUGUACUUCACCUUCUACGGCAUGAUGAGUGUGGCUUUUACACCAAAUCACCAUAUUGCUUCCAUCGUAUCUGCCGCGUUUUAUGGUAUCUGGAACCUGUUUACAGGAUUCAUAGUCCCUCGACCUAGGAUUCCCAUUUGGUGGAGAUGGUACUACUGGGCAUGCCCUAUUGCCUGGACAUUUUAUGGACUGGUGGUUUCGCAAUUCGGAGAUAUUAAGGAUGAACUUUUAGACAGUGAAAUUCGUGGUGAAACCGUGGAAGCAUACAUGAGAAGGUAUUUUGGAUUCAAGCAUGAUUUUCUGGGAGUUGUGGCAGUUGUGGUUGCUGGGACUGCCGUGCUCUUUGCAUUUAUCUUUGCGUUUUCAAUCAAGGUGUUUAAUUUCCAAAGGCGGUAGACAGAUUGUAUUUGAUUACUUGUAUCGGAUCAUGUUUCAGGAUUAAUGCUAACAAUUAGCAUUGUCCAAAUUCUUUUUUUUAUUAUUGUCAUUAUUAUUGUUAUUAAUAAUAAUAAUAUUAAUAUUUUGUGAGCAUAAUAAUGUACUUUGAUUUAAUAUAAAGAAAGGGUUGGGUGGC
Molecule: messenger RNA, 4838 nt
Organism: Juglans regia (Persian walnut)
Lineage: Eukaryota; Viridiplantae; Streptophyta; Magnoliopsida; Fagales; Juglandaceae
Product: pleiotropic drug resistance protein 1-like
Exons: 23
Coding region: 311-4660 (1449 amino acids)
Cellular component (GO): membrane
Molecular function (GO): ATP binding; ATP hydrolysis activity; ABC-type transporter activity
Source: RefSeq, a predicted model, not a curated record